UUAUAGCCACCCAGCUAACACCAUCUCGUGCGCUCGUGGCCCUUGGAUUCAACUACCCCCGCGCCUUGAUAUUUGCAACUGCAAAUUUGUCUAUAUACAAAAUUUGUCUCCACGUUUUCUUGGAUAGUUAGUUGCUCACCCGAUCCUGUAUCCAUGGCGGCCGUGUCGGAGGUGGAGGUCGACGGCGUCGUGUUCCCGCCGGUGGCCCGCCCGCCGGGCUCCGGCCACGCCCACUUCCUCGCCGGCGCAGGUGUGAGGGGAGUGGAGAUCGCCGGCAACUUCAUCAAGUUCACGGCCAUCGGCGUGUACCUGGAGGAGGGCGCGGCCGUGCCGGCGCUGGCCAAGAAGUGGGCCGGCAAGUCCGCCGACGAGCUCGCCGCCGACGCCGCCUUCUUCCGCGACGUCGUCACCGGCGAUUUCGAGAAGUUCACGAGGGUGACGAUGAUCCUGCCGCUCACCGGCGAGCAGUACUCGGACAAGGUGACGGAGAACUGCGUCGCGGCGUGGAAGGCCGCCGGCGUGUACACGGACGCCGAGGGCGCGGCCGCGGACAAGUUCAAGGAGGCCUUCAAGCCCCACAGCUUCCCUCCGGGCGCGUCCAUCCUCUUCACCCACUCCCCGCCCGGCGUCCUCACCGUCGCGUUCUCCAAGGACUCGUCGGUGCCAGAGGGCGCCGUGGCGGCGGCGGCGAUCGAGAACAGGGCGCUCUGCGAGGCGGUGCUGGAUUCCAUCAUCGGCGAGCACGGGGUCUCGCCGGCGGCGAAGCGGAGCAUAGCGGCCCGCGUCUCGCAGCUCCUGAAGGCGGAAUCCACCGGCGACGUGGCGGCGGCGGAGCCCGCGCCGGUGUCCGCGUGAAAAUCGAGCUGCGAAUUAACCGCGCAUCUAAGAGCUCCUCCUACACUUCUUGUACACUUCUACUGCCCUCGUGUUUGACAAUGAAAUAAAAGGAAAGGAGAAAUCGCGGCUGUUCUUCCGUUCCA
Oryza sativa Japonica Group (Japanese rice) is the source of this 980-nucleotide messenger RNA. Lineage: Eukaryota; Viridiplantae; Streptophyta; Magnoliopsida; Poales; Poaceae. The record is from RefSeq and is a predicted model, not a curated record.